This is a messenger RNA of Oryza sativa Japonica Group (Japanese rice), 1525 nucleotides long. The record is from RefSeq and is a predicted model, not a curated record. Lineage: Eukaryota; Viridiplantae; Streptophyta; Magnoliopsida; Poales; Poaceae.
CAUUGCGGGUGCUCUAAUAGUAGGAAGUGGGCUAUAUUAUUAUCCUUGCUCUGAGAAUGUUUUUCAAUCAACGUUUGACCAUUCAUUUUAUUCAAAAUUUUCCGUUAGCUGCGCCAGCAUCCAGCGCAGACCGGAGAAGCCGACGGCGAGUAUGAGCCUUGCUGGCGGCGAGGUAUCCGGCGCCGUCCUCCUCACACAAUUGUGUAGCGCAGCUGCCAUCUGCGUGGCGGGAUGGUUGGUGCCAUUGCCGGCAGCCGGCCAGGUGGCGAGGUCGGGAACAUGGAAGCAAUGCUGCUCCAUCGAUUUAUUCCUCAGAUCAGCAGCAUCGUCGCAGCAAAUGCGUCGACAGAUGAGCUGCAGGUUGAUCAGUGAUCAGCAAAAGCAGCAGGAGGAGGAGGACGUGGUGGUCGUCGAUCGACGACAAUCUUUGUUGUCGCUGCGGCCGCGAAGACGUGAUAUCGGCUGAACUGCUGAUGAUCAAGAACCUGCAGUGCCGGUUGGAGGAGACCAUGCUCGGCAUCAUCCGUCACGACAACAUCGUCGUCCUCCGGGGUUCCAUCCAGAGUGACGACGACGACGGCACGGUCCAGCUCGUGUACGAGGACAUGGAGAACGGCUGCUGCCUCCACGAAUGGCUGCACGGCAACCGCCGAUCCCAGCUGGAGGCCGGCGAGAGGCAGCGGCGGCGGCGGCUGAGAUGGCGGGCGCGGCGGUCCAUCGCCGUCGACGUGGCCAGAGCAAUCUGCUACCUGCACCACGAUUGCAAAAGCCCCAUCAUCCACCGCGACAUCAAGCCGACCAACAUUUUGCUCGACGGCAACCUCAAAGCCAAGAUAGCUGGUUUCGGUCUUGCACGGAUCAAUGUUGCUGGGCUCAACCAACCGUUACUCAACGUAGAAAUUCCUAGCGAGGCCUUUGGGUAUACUGCUCCAGAGUAUGCAACCGCGCAGGUAAAUGAGAAGGUGGACGUGUACAGCUUUGGUGUGGUGCUUCUGAGCUCGUCACGGGAAGAUUGGGUAACGAGCCAGGCGUAAAUAAUGGGCACUUGGCUAUGUGGGCGCAGAGAGGGUACGGUCGACAUCUCAGCAAGGACGUCGUUGAUAAGGAGAUCGUCCCUGAUAUGGCACGAUACUUGAAGGAGAUGAAGGCCAUGUUCAAGCUCGGUGUGGAGUGCACCGCUAUGGACCCACGGGAGAGGCCGUCCAUGCUGACGGUUCUUCGUCGCCUCACCAAGCUUGGUUCCGUAUAUGUCAGUUGUUUCAAUUCAUGUGAUAAUUAACUAUAGUGGGGAUGGCUUGUAUGUAGUGCUUCCUUCAGUCAUUAAUAUAUAACAUUUUUUUUCUAUUUGUAAGUACUACUCACUUUGCCCAAAAUAUAAGAACCUAUUAUGAUGAGAUAUUUUCUAGUAGAUUUAUAGUAUUAGAAAAUGUCUUAUAUUUAUUCUAUUUUUUUAUAUUAUAGGAUAGAGCGAGUAUAUGACUCCGCACUUCGUCUAGGUUAAUUAAAUAGCGCGACUCAUAGCCCU